CAGGAUGGCGGAGAGACCCCCCAGCAGCCCCAGGGUGGCCUGGGAGGAGGUGGCGGCUCCCCGGGAGACCAGGUCUCCAGCGGAGCCCUACGCGGUGACCAUGGUCCAGCCGCUGCAGAUGGGCGAGACGCUGCCAGAGGAGAAUCCAGAGCAUCCAGAGCUCGAACCAGGAUGGGAUUCCGAGGGCAGCUGCUCGCUUUCUUCGCUUGACAGCAGCGAGUCGACCACGGUGUUUGGACUACACCUUGAGCCUUCUCAGGUGACAGACAUUGUCCUCAUUGCGAUCGAGGCCCUGACAGCAGAUGACAUCUCUGACAGGCAGAUGGGCAGCAACAUCCUGGACAUGGUCGUGCUAGACCCUGGCUACUGGCUGACGGACGUGCCAAAGUUCAUGAGGUACAUCCACAAAAACGUGGAGUGCAUCUGCACGGAGCCAGCCCGGCACAGCCUGGACUCCCUUCUCCUCCGAAUGACCGAGUGGUGCCCCAGAGAAGUGGUCAGGAGCCUGUUGAAGAUCUCGCCAACCUGUGACAGCGCUGCCCUGGCCAUGUGGGAGGUGAUGAUCUCCGUGCCUUGGAUUUUGUGGAGCGUCUUGACGGAGCUGCUCAGCGUGCUCCAGGACCAGCGGGUGCGCAAGGUGUUCAGCUGUGCCACGGAGGACGCCUGCAUCUAUCCCUUGGCUCUGCUGCUCUACACUGACAUUGACGCCGAGGAGUUUGCUGCCCUGUACAGAGCCCAGAGGUACCUGAGGCGUCCAAGCUCAGUGAUGCUCUCGCUGGUGCUCAGUGUCCUCAUCACGCUUUCGAAAAAACCUAAGAUGGCAACAAAAAUGCAGGUCCUGCUGCCAGACAUCAUGGAGAACCUGCAGGAUGCCAACGCCGAUGCCAAGAUGAAGGCCCUGGUGUUCCUCAGGAGCAUGAUGGGUGACGCGAAGACUGAGGAGGCCAGCCUCAUUGCUGUGCAGCUGGCGGAGAAGCUCCCACCCCUCUUUGAUGAUGGCUCUGGGGCCACUCAGCCUCAGCUGCACAGCGGGCCCACAGCUCCUGUGUUCGGGAUCCGAGCCCAGAGCAUCUCCCCUCACAUCAGCCACGCUAACGCCCUUGCUCACCAUGUGAUGAAGGCCGUGGUGGGGAUAAACAAGAAAAAGAUGAAGAAGAGAGUGCAGAGGGUCCUGCUCCCGCUCUUCCUCCACAUGAGCGAUGAGAUCGAGAGCGUGGCACAGGUACAGUGA
Messenger RNA from Chroicocephalus ridibundus (black-headed gull), 1231 nucleotides. RefSeq lists its product as uncharacterized. The transcript is spliced from 9 exons. Gene Ontology annotation, cellular component: cytoplasm. NCBI's taxonomy places the organism in Eukaryota, Metazoa, Chordata, Aves, Charadriiformes, Laridae. The coding region runs from base 5 to 1231 and encodes 408 amino acids. The record is from RefSeq and is a predicted model, not a curated record.